AUGGCCGCUGAAACCGGAGCCGCGACGGGCAUCGAGACUCCCAAACGUGAACCAACUCCCACCACGUCAGCGUCAGCGUCAGCGUCACUUGGCUCGAUCCCACAGAAGCGCGCAUUCGACGAUGACCACACCCCGGUUGUGCCAUCACCUCUCAACCCGGAAGCUAAUGCGCCCGAAUUGCCUCCCCACGACGACGCGUCGCAGGCCAAGAGUUCCAAAUCUGCGCGAGUUAAAAAGGACACUUUGAAGAAGCGAGAGGCGAAAGGAGGCGGUCGCGAUAGCUCCCCCGCAGCGCCAGAUCACAGAUCUGUCAAAGAUCAGAACAAUGUUGAUUCUCCUUUACGAUACAAGCUGGCCCCGCCCAAGCCAUCCGAUUUUGAGCUCCCGCGCGGACCGGUCAUGACAUUGCAUCACGAGGUGGAUGGCGCAGGAGGACAAGUAGAAUUCUUUGAGACUUCUGACCACGUUUUCAACAAGAAAAACUUCCGCUAUACCCAUUGCAUUGCAGACCCUCUCUUCCCGUCAACACUGUAUUACCGACAGACUGAACCCGAGCCAUUCGGACCGCACAUGAGCUUCGAAGAUGCAGCGACGAGCGUAUUCUUUGACAAAACAGGAAGAGGAGUCACGACGGACAAGGGUUUUCGAAUGGCCCGCGCAAAUGUUGCCGUUAGAGAAGGACGUUGGUACUGGGAAUGCAAAGUUACAAAAGGAGUGCGAGAGUCGAGUGAACCUGGGGCGAAACCAGAGAGCGGCAUGCAUGUUCGCAUGGGCUGGGCAAGGCGUGAGGCAUCACUAGACGCACCAGUCGGAUUCGACGCAUACAGCUACGGCAUUCGCGAUGUAGCGGGCGAAAAAGUCUACAUGUCACGACCUAAGGAAUUCUUCCCAGCCGGCGAGGGUAUCCGCGAAGGUGAUGUCAUUGGUCUGGAGAUCCAGCUACCAUCAGAGAAUCUGCAACGAAAAAUCAUGACCAACACGUACAACCCAGCCAUUGACACCUCAGACGACGAACCCUCGGCCAAUGCAGAGGCAGCCAACAUUGUCCGUGACAGAGUGCCUAUCCGGUUCAAGGCGCACACAUACUUUGAAAAGAUCGAGUACCACACCACCAAGGAACUAGAAGACCUCAUGAAUCCCUCGCCAAUGGGGUCCAGCUCGUCAUCGGAAGCCCCGAACCCCCUACACACAAGCCCAGCCUUAAGAACGCUGCCCAACUCGUGCAUCAAGAUUUACAAAAACGGCCAGCUCAUGGGAACCGCCUUUGAACAUCUCCUCGGCUUCCUGCCCCCGGCAUCGAAACCCCAGCCCCAAGUCGGCGCCAGAGAAGGCCUCGACGACGGUAUGCUGGGCUACUAUCCGGCCGUGAGCAUCUUUCGCGGUGGAGCUGCAGAGGUCAAUUUCGGCCCUGACUUUUGGUAUCCUCCCCCUGAAUACGAGUCUACUACUGGUUCCGGGGCUGAGAGUGCCGAGUCACGACGCCAGAAACUACGCGCAGUUAGUGAGCGGUACAGGGAGCAAAUUGCAGAGGAUGUCGUGUAUGAUAUUAUUGACGAGGUAGACUUUUGGAUGCAAGACGGAGGGGGUGCCACGGAUAAAAUGGGCGUUCAGCAGAAGAGCGAGGCGGUGGCAUCUGCACCGGGGAGAGAGGAAAUCAAGGAGUUGGUGCAGGACGACUAA
Molecule: messenger RNA, 1680 nt
Organism: Pochonia chlamydosporia 170
Lineage: Eukaryota; Fungi; Ascomycota; Sordariomycetes; Hypocreales; Clavicipitaceae
Product: Set1 complex component ash2
Exons: 2
Coding region: 1-1680 (559 amino acids)
Cellular component (GO): Set1C/COMPASS complex
Molecular function (GO): protein binding; transcription cis-regulatory region binding
Source: RefSeq, a predicted model, not a curated record